This is a messenger RNA of Aspergillus chevalieri, 2268 nucleotides long. Its product is annotated as putative C6 transcription factor. The record is from RefSeq and is a predicted model, not a curated record. Gene Ontology annotation, biological process: positive regulation of transcription from RNA polymerase II promoter by galactose; DNA-templated transcription. Gene Ontology annotation, cellular component: nucleus. Bases 1 to 2268 code for a protein of 755 amino acids. The transcript has a single exon. NCBI's taxonomy places the organism in Eukaryota, Fungi, Ascomycota, Eurotiomycetes, Eurotiales, Aspergillaceae. Gene Ontology annotation, molecular function: RNA polymerase II cis-regulatory region sequence-specific DNA binding; DNA-binding transcription factor activity, RNA polymerase II-specific; zinc ion binding.
AUGCCUCGCGCGGGUACGAGUACAACUCCCGGCGCGCGCCUCCGGUGCAGACGAGCGUGCGACAGCUGUAAACGGAGGAAACAGAAGUGCAACGGGGAGCAACCAUGUACGAUCUGCAUGCAGCGGCGCAAGGAAUCAGAAUGCCACUUCUCAGAUAAACCAGCGCGAAUGCUUAGACCCAACGGCACGAAAGAGGCCAUGCUACUUAGUGAACAUAUGGUUUCUACGCCACAGCGGCAAACGGCAAUGGACCACCUGCUGAAUUCGCUCGAGGAUCGCAGCGCGAAUAUAGAACAACAUCAACCGCGGGAUGACAAGGAUGGGACAGCCCCGGUGCCGAAGGUGGCGCGACUUUUGCGUGAUGGACAGGGGAAAUUUAUGUACAUCGGGGACUCGGCUAGUUUGUCUUUCUUGCAGAGUGUUCGACGGAUCGUGUCAGCAUCGAUCGGUCGGUGUGAGUUUACGGAGGAUAAUUCGCGACACUCGAUGCUGGAGGCCUUCCAAAGUAAUCCCAGUAUGCAGGCGGGGCCACUGAUGGAACCACCGAAGAAUGAAGAGGCUCAGCGACUGGCUGGUCAGUUUGUCCUGGCGACCAGUCCGUUGUUAGAUUUGUUCGAUCUUCAUGAGUUCCAUCCGCGUUUGGCAAAUUGGAUUGAGAAUCCAAGGGGUGACGAGGAUACUGUCAGUUCGAUCUUUUAUCUGGUUCUUGCAAUUGGGUCACAAGUGUCCACUACCAACCAGACCCUUGCAGAGCAGUAUUUUGUUAGUGGGCGGCAAUUGGCGUUUUCCGCUUUUACUGAAACCCCAAGUCUUUACACCAUUCAGUCAUAUGUGUUGAUUUCAAUGUAUAUGCUUGGUGCAUGUCGGCGCAAUGGCGCGUUCAUGAACCUCGGAACCGCACUACGAGCUGCAUAUGCAGUCGGGAUCCACCGAAAAGAUGCGAAUGCAUUGUUCUGCGAUAGAGAACGUCGGGCUCGCGAGCGUGUGUGGAAGAGCUUGCGAAUGAUGGAUCUAUUCCUUAGUGCCUCAUUAGGGCGUCCUCUGGCGACGUCGGACAUUGACCAUGACCCCCGAGAAGAUGCUAUGCCGUCAGCGGAACAGCAGCAACAACAAACUCCACAAGAGCAGCUUUCUGUGGCUGUCGUCACUUUGUCGCGUAUUUUCGAACGGAUCCUCACCGAUGUGUACAUGAAACAAGUUGUUUCGAUCCAUGUAGCUGAAACGAUUUCCAAUCAACACCGUGCAUGGGUUCGAAGUUUGCCUGUCUUCCUUCGAAUGCAGACAGAGCGACUGGAUUCCAAGACACUCGAUGGCACUUUGGCAGCAGCCCAUGUCUUUGGUUCUUAUUAUUGGUCGAUAAUUCUCUUAACUCGGCCGUUUCUCAUCUACCGCGUGUCACAAUAUGUGAAAAGUAAAGCUGGCCCAACCGAGUCUCGUUCCAGCAACUCUCGCAUCGCACUUUUUGCUGACGCAUGCGUUUACUCGGCGUUGCGAGGGCUCGAUAUCGUCGACGACCUCGCCAAGUUUACAUCCCUGCCACGCCGGCUACCAUUCCUGAUCAACUCUGUCUUCAAUUCGGCCAUCGUCCUUGGUGCAGCUUUCUUUGCAGACUACGACAACCUCCUCCCGCUCGAAGAGGGUAUGGACAAGGCCCAGAAGUUCCUGGAGCUUUUCACUCCUCAUGACCCCCAUGCCUGUCGUUUCUCCCAGAUCAUCAUUUACCUCCGAGGAGCGGUAGCCGAGUACGUCCGGCGACGGAAUCGUCAAUGGAUGGAACGUCGCAGUAAACAGGUCGAUCAGCUAUUCGGCCAAGUUGGGCCUGAACCCGCCGCCCCAUCUCCUCUAACUCCGGAUAAUAAUAUUUCUCGAAGUUCCUCUUUCCUGUCCCAACAACACCCGCCCGACAUGCCUACUACUACCGCCACUCCCACUGCUACGCCCCAUAACCAUCCCACUAGCAAUGACGUUUGGGACACUCUCUGCGGUGGUGAGGGUCCUUCGGGUGGUCUCCCCUAUGAUCCCGCCACGAUCUCAGCGCUCACCACAACUGGUAUUCCCGUGGGCUGUUCGCCCGGCGGCACUAUUCCACCAUUGCAACCCCCGCCACCAUUGUCAUCCUCAUCCGGGCAGCUUGCGACUGACGUGACUGCUCCAACAAGAGUGGAACAAGACGGCCAUACGCCUAUCUCUGAUGUUAUCUUCCCGGAUAAUGGUCUGCUGUAUAUGGCGGAGGAUCUUCCUGUCUUUGGGAUUUGGGAGGAUGCUUGA